This is a messenger RNA of Clonostachys rhizophaga, 1125 nucleotides long. NCBI's taxonomy places the organism in Eukaryota, Fungi, Ascomycota, Sordariomycetes, Hypocreales, Bionectriaceae. The record is from the annotation of a GenBank genome assembly.
AUGCCCCAAACACAAGAAAAGUGCGGCCCAGCGCUGGGAAUUGAACUCGACGGGGACAGAACAUUGUACUGGCCAGGCGACAUUAUAACUGGACAUGUUUAUCGACAGGCUCCGACCGUUUGUCCAACAGCGAUCGUCAGGAUUACGCUCCAUGGACGAGCCAAAGCAAAGAGUGUUGUGACUGGGUACCAAAACAGCGAAUUUCGCGGAGAAUUCACGCUCAUUGACGGUCCAAAAACUAUGAAGACUUUAUUUAGUGGGCCGAUUCAUAUUGCUGCUGAUGGCGGGGCACAAGACAAAUGGCCCUUCUCCGUCCCCAUAUCGCCUCGUGUCGAGAUUGGAGGAGACAGAUACUGCACGGAGAGCUUCCUAUCUAUUGAACCCUCCUCAGUCGCACAGGAUGAACUGCCUCCUAGUUUCGAGGUAACAUGGAAAAGCGGCUUUGAUGAAGCCUUUGUGGAGUAUUAUCUUGAAGCUAGUUUGAGGCUAGAUGCGAAAGGAUCAUCUAUUACGAGCAACAACCUAAAAAGACAUGACACAGAGUUGACCGUCUCUUCCUUCCAUCUUGAGCCCAGCCUAAAGAAUGCCAAGCUAUCCAGAUCCCAGAAGGUGAAGAAGGUGUUCGGCACUCCUUCGGUGCCGUCAUUGACUUUCAAAGUGGAGUCCAUCAAGAACCUGCGUGACGUGCCGCAGGCGUUGCAGCUUAAGAGCCUGCACAUCAAUAUUUGGACCAUUGUGGAGGUGAAAACUGAACAACGGCGGCCAGUGGGAGGCGGCGAAGUUGGUUGCCUGGACACAAAUAAAGCUCUCAAAUCUCUCUCCUCUCCCAUUGAACUAGAAUACACCAAUGACAGCCCCACGAUCGAUGUCGGCAAGAUGUUCAAGCUUGGCAUCCCACUAUAUUUUACACGUCCGGCAGACAGUUUAUGGGAUGAGUUCGUGCGCCCUGGGGUCGUUGCGUACAAUAUCAGGAUAACCAACCAGCUCAGAUGGGAGAUGGAGUUCAAGAUAGCUGGAGAAAUUGCAAAGGUCGAUGGGAAAGGGGAUCUCGAGGUGCUGUGGCCUCCGCGUGAAGCGUUUUUGCGCCCUCCGAUUGGUAUUCCAGCGGGCAGCGAUCAAUCUUGA